AUAAUGUUAAAUAAAAGUAACAUUUAAUUAAUACUUAAGUUCAUUUAUGAAAUACAAUUCUAAAUAUAAUCAUGAGACUUUUCGUAUUUGGAUUGGAAAUCAGCCUUAUAUAGUUAUUUCAGAUCCUAAAGAAGUUGAAGUUGUUCUGUCAAGUAACACAUUAUUACAAAAAGCCUCUACAUAUGAACUUUUACAUCCAUGGUUAGGUGAAGGCUUAUUAACAGCCAAUGGCGUUAAAUGGUUCAAACAUCGUAAAAUGAUUACACCAUCAUUUCAUUUUAAAAUUUUAGUCGAUUUUCACGAUAUAAUGAAAGAAAGGUCAAAAAUAUUUGUUAAACAUUUAAAAUUAAAAGCUGAUACAAAAGAAAUUUUUGAUAUACAAGAAAAAGUACAUUAUACAACAUUAGAUGUUAUUUGUGAAACAGCAAUGGGAACAGCAAUAAAUGCAUUAGAAAAUAAUAAUUCAGAAGUUGUAAGAGCCUUUCAAGAUUUAUGUUAUGUUAUAGAAAAUCGAACAUUUAGUCCAUUUAUGGGUAAUCCAAUAUUAUUCCGUUUAUAUAAAGAGCAUGGAAUGCAAGAAAAAGCAUUGAAGAUAUUGAAAUCUUUUUCAAUGGAUGUUAUAGAAAAGCGCCGAAAUCUAAUUAUGAGUGAGGAAGCAAAUGGAAACACUAAUUCGGAUGGUAUUGGUAAAAAGAAACAAGUAUUUUUGGAUACUUUAUUGACAUCUACUAUUGAUGGAAAACCGCUAACGAAUCAAGAAAUAUUUGAAGAAGUUCAAACCUUUAUGUUUGAGGGGCAUGACACAACUUCUUCGGGAAUUACAUUCGCAAUUUUUCUUUUAUCAAGACAUCCCGAAAUCCAGAAAAAAGUUUAUGAAGAACAAAAAUCACUCUUUGGCGAUGACCUUAAAAAUUUCGAUCCAUCUUAUCAGGAUAUACAGAACAUGAAAUAUUUGGAUAUGGUUAUUAAAGAAUGUCAACGAUUAUAUCCUAGUGUACCAUUAAUUGCACGAGAAACAACUGAAACUAUUGAAUUAAAUGGAAAAAUCAUACCAAAAAAUACAGCUUUAUCAUUAUUCCUUUUUGCAAUGGGAUAUAAUGAGAAAUAUUUUCCUGACCCGUAUAAAUUUGAUCCAGAAAGAUUUAGUAUUGAUCGAGAAAAGGCAAAUCCAUUUGAAUAUGUACCAUUUAGUGCUGGUCCAAGAAAUUGUAUUGGUCAAAAAUUUGCCAUGCUAGAAAUGAAAUCAAUUGUCUCACAUGUUGUAAGAAAUUUUAAAAUUUUACCACCAAGUGAUGAAUGUUUAAAAGUUAAUGGAGAUUAUGAAAAUUUGGGAAAAUUUGAUUAUGACCCAGUUUUGGCAGUGGUUUUAACCCUUAAAGCUGAAUACGGUUUAAAAAUUAAAUUGGAAAAUCGUUAAAAAGAAAAAAAAAAUUUUUUAUUAAAAAAAUAUAAAACGUUUAUGUACUUUAAAAUAUUAAAAUUUUGUUUUAAAAAUAAAAAUUUAAAA
This is a messenger RNA of Condylostylus longicornis, 1507 nucleotides long. RefSeq names its product cytochrome P450 4e2-like. Lineage: Eukaryota; Metazoa; Arthropoda; Insecta; Diptera; Dolichopodidae. The coding region runs from base 47 to 1417 and encodes 456 amino acids. Gene Ontology annotation, molecular function: monooxygenase activity; iron ion binding; heme binding. The record is from RefSeq and is a predicted model, not a curated record. The transcript is spliced from 8 exons.